Vigna umbellata (rice bean) is the source of this 759-nucleotide messenger RNA. NCBI's taxonomy places the organism in Eukaryota, Viridiplantae, Streptophyta, Magnoliopsida, Fabales, Fabaceae. The record is from RefSeq and is a predicted model, not a curated record.
AUGACAAACAACUCCAUGCCAAUCUCAGUAUGCGGAGACUCAGAUUGCGAAUCCUCUUGGGACCACCAAACUAGCUCCUCUCAUUGUCCUCACCUUCCAUCGCUACCACCACCGACCACAAACCAACAAUGGCAGAAUCUCCCUCUUGCUACUCCACCCUCAAAGAAGCCACGUGGCAGACCUCCAGGCUCCAAGAACAAGCCCAAAUACACUCUCCCACAACCCUCCAUAAAGAUUCUCAUUGUCAAUGUCGCUCCAGGACAUGACAUCAUUGAAACCAUUAUUAACAUCGCUCGGCGCUCCCAUGUCAGCCUCUCCAUCCUUAGUGCCUCCGGUAUCAUCACCACCGUCACCCUCCGCCAUGUCCCCAGUGGUUCCUCCGCCGUCAUGCUCCAUGGACCCUUCAACUUACUUUCCCUCACUGGCUCCUACUUACACAAUAACCAAUACUCCCUUCUCCCCGGAGCCACCCCUCCUCGUUCCUUAUCCUUUGGCAUACACCUCUCCACCUCUCAUGGUCGAGUCUUCGGUGGCCUCGUCGGCGGUAGGGUCGUCGCCGGUGACGAUGUCAUUUUGACUAUUUCUACCUUCGAGAACCCUGAAAUUUAUAAAUACGGUUUUGAAGAUCAAGAAAGAGGUGAUCAUGAUGACAGUAACAUCAACAACAAUAAAACUUGUGACCAUAACCCUAGUAAUUUCAACAAGGGUGGCGACUUGCCAACGUAUAACUCUGCUAAUUUCGGAAUCCAUGGGUGGUGA